AUGGCGCUGGGCGCCACCGUUGGCGCAGGUUGGUCCUUGCAGGCCUUCUUGGCGCCGACCACCGGAGCGUCACCAGUGACGCCCACCCCCAUGCUGCGUGGUGCAGCCGCGGGUGCGUCGGCAGAGGGACGCCCGGUCGGGGAGGUCGCAGCGGCCGCGGUCUGCACAGCAGCCCUGGCCUUGGCGCACCAGCGCAGGACCAGCAAGCUGGCGCGCAAGGCGGAGGAGAAGCCCUUUGCAGGUGGCCUGAUUGGUGGCGAGUCCGCCUUCUCGGGGCAGGCCUUCAACUUCGACCCCCUGGGGCUCUCCGUGAAGUGCGAGAAGUACCUCCCAUGGUUCCGCGAGGCGGAGCUGAAGCACGGGCGCAUUGCCAUGUUGGCCUGGGUCGGCUUGGUGGUGCCGGAGUUCGUCCGCAUUCCAGGCCCUGACGCGUGCUAUGGUGCAAAGAAUGUGGUCGAAGCGCACAACGCCUGCGCUGGCGAUCCCUACUUCCCCUUUGUCAUCAACUCCACUGACUUCUACGGCACCAGCGGCCACCAGGUGGGCCCUCUCUUCCAGGUCUUCGCCUUCUGCGGGCUGGUGGAGAUGCUGACGACCUUCGCAAAGACCAGCAACAUCUCCAACAAGCCUGGGCUGACCCUUGAGAAUGCAGGAGAUUACCGCCUGGGUUUGAACUUCCUCCCCAAAGAGCCUGAGAAGAUCAAGGAGAUGAAGUUAAAGGAGUUGAAGAACGGGCGCCUGGCGAUGUUGGCCUUCGGUGGAGCCAUCACUCAGGCCACGCUGACUGGCAACGGAUUCCCUUGGCUCUAUGCUCAGAAGGAGUCUCAGACAUCCACCUUCGGAGCCUCCGUGCCCAGCACCCGUCCGCGCGCGAUGCUCGGAGGCGAGCAGGUGCCAGCAGCUGGCCACGCCAAGGGAGAGAUCUUGCGCAGCAGCGAUGACGGAAUUGCAGGCAUCAAACAGGCCUAUGAUCUGCCCUCAAAGAGCAAGAAUCACUUCGCAGAGGUCACGACAACCAACCAAGACCUCAUGAAGCACCCGAAGGUCUUCACUUUGAGCGCCAAGACGCGGGAGCUGCGCACCGCGCUGGCCGAGCCCAGCGGCGACUUCGGGCGCGCGGGGCGGUCCAGCUGGCACUACAACAUUGCGCGCCCGCUGGGACGCAAGGUGAAGCUGCACCAGAUCCCCUCCGCGAAGUUCGAUGGCAGCUUUCUGCACUCGGACUUCACACAAACGCGACACAUCGCUCCUUCCGGGCGCGCGCCCGGUGCCGAGGUCUUGUCGGUGCUGCCCGAGGUGGGCGGCUCGCGGCCGCGCAGCCAGUGCACCGGCUCACGGCAUUCGAGCAUGGCGAGCACCACGCCGCGGCGGGCGAGGGUCGAGUUUGAGACGAUCUUCAAUCGCACCAAGCUGCAGGCGGAGUCCAAGGGCUACAAGAUGAGUGCAGCCGUGCCCUUCUUGCCCAUGUCUCCUGCCCUGGAAGGCCUGCCAGGCGAGGAGGAGGGCUUCGAUCCCAUGGGCUUCUCGUUGGCCAUCGACAUCCGUUGGCUCCGGGAGGCGGAGCUGAAGCACGGCCGUGUGGCGAUGCUGGCCACCGUGGGCUGGAUCGCCACGGAUCUGGGCUUGCGAGUGCCGGGCGAGCCCUUCCAGGUUUCGACCAUCGAGGCUCAUGAUGCCAUGGUGAAGUUUGGCUCCAUGCCGCAGAUCCUGGUGUGGCUGGGAUACUUGGAGCUCUUUGGCUUUUUGGCCAUCAUCAACAUGCAGGAGGGCAAGACCGACCGAAAGCCGGGCGACUUCGGGCUGCGGGGCUUCUACCCCGCCGAUGCGAAGGGCCAGUACGACAUGCAGGUGAAGGAGCUCCGAAACGGGCGCCUCGCCAUGUUGGCCUUCUCAGGCAUCGUCACCGUCGGAGUGCUCACCCAGGAGAAGUGGCCCUUCUUCAACGCUGUGGUGAACGCGGUGUCCUCGCCGUCUAAGACGAUCUCCUCGAAGUCCUCCUUCUGUGGCGCAGCAGCACUCUCGGCCCGCAGCAACACCGUGGCCUGUCAGGCAGCCACCAGCAAGAGCAUGCCGUUCCUGCCAAAGCCUCAGAACCUGGGCGGCCUGGUCGGUGGCGAGGCGGAGUUCGACCCUCUGGGCUUCUCCGACACCUUCGACGUGAAGUGGCUCCGCGAGAGCGAGUUGAAGCACGGGCGCGUUUGCAUGUUGGCGACGAUUGGCUUCGUCGCCGAGCAGUAUUGGAACUUCCCAGGCUGCCCUGAGACGCCAGAUGCCUUGCAGGCCAUCUACACUGCGCCACCCAACCUCACAGCGUUGCUGAUCUUCAUCGCCGGGUACAUCGAGAGCUCCUCCUACGAUGGCAAGCUGACAAUGCUGGACAUGUUCGAGGGCGAGGGCGCAAAGAGGGCACCGGGUGAUUUGAACUUCGGGAAGCGCUUCUUGCCUGGGGACAAGGAAAAGGCUGACGAGCUGGCCACCAAGGAGCUCAACAACGGUCGCUUGGCCAUGCUGGCCUUCGCAGGAAUGAUUCACCACAACCUGGUGGUGAAGGGUCCGCUCUUCCCUCUCUUCCCCGAGGGCUGGCAGGGACCGCAGGGCUCCUGGGAUUUGGACAGCACGGCGGGCGCGCUGAACAGCGGUAGUCUGGGAUUGUGA
This is a messenger RNA of Durusdinium trenchii, 2655 nucleotides long. NCBI's taxonomy places the organism in Eukaryota, Dinophyceae, Suessiales, Symbiodiniaceae. The record is from the annotation of a GenBank genome assembly.